Trichophyton rubrum CBS 118892 is the source of this 396-nucleotide messenger RNA. RefSeq lists its product as uncharacterized. Gene Ontology annotation, molecular function: aminopeptidase activity. The record is from RefSeq and is a predicted model, not a curated record. The coding region runs from base 1 to 396 and encodes 131 amino acids. NCBI's taxonomy places the organism in Eukaryota, Fungi, Ascomycota, Eurotiomycetes, Onygenales, Arthrodermataceae. The transcript has 2 exons. Gene Ontology annotation, cellular component: mitochondrion.
AUGCAGCAAUACGCAGGAUACAUCUCAGAUGUGACGAGAGUAUGGCCGGUAAACGGCAAGUUCACUCCCGCUCAAAGAGAGCUAUACACUGCCGUUUUGAAUGUGCAGCGGUCAUGCAUAUCUCUGUGCCGCGAAUCAGCCAGCUUAUCACUAGACAAGAUCCACGAUAUAGCUGAGCGAAGUCUUCGAGAACAGCUCGACUCUAUCGGUUUCAAUACCUCUGGCAAUGCCAUGCGAACGCUUUUCCCUCAUCAUGUAGGCCAUCAUAUUGGUCUCAGCGUGCACGACUGCGGUGGCUACUCGCGGCAAGAAAUGCUGCGGAAGGGCCAGUGUAUCACCAUUGAACCGUACGAUUUUCUCAUACCGAAACAAAAUAGAUUGAUAAAUGAGUGCUAA